AUGGGUGAAGCACAGAUGAUGUGGCACACUGGAUGGGAGAAGCAUGAUGGGCAGUUGCGUGAUGGACACCAUGAGUGGCUGAAGCGCACCGAUGGCGUUUUCUGGCCGGUACCCGGUAACCGUCAAUUCUCCCUGGAGGCCACAGCUUAUGCCCUGCUGUCUCUGGUGAGGGCUGGGGAGCUCAACAGGGCUGCUCCCAUCGUCCACUGGCUAAAUGAACAACAGUUUUAUGGAGGGGGGUAUGGAUCCACACAGGCUAACCUGGUGGUGUACCAGGCGUUGGCGGAGUACUCCAUCCAGGUCCGACUGAAGCAGAGGGAGAGCAGCUCCCUGGAGGUCACCCUGAACAACACGGCUGGCCACACGCACUCAGCAGCUGCACCCCUCACAUGGACCUUCACACAGGCAAACACACCACUGCAACGCUCAGUGAAGGUCAGAUUGGACAGAAAUAUGACCGUGACAGCCAAAGGAAAUGUAAGAGGUAUUCUGUCUGUGAUGACAAUGUACUAUUCCAUGCCCAGAAAGGAGGAGGAGGGAUGCCACCACAUGAAACUGGAUGUCUCUUUUCAGAAAAUACCUCAAGGCUCUACCUCUGAAGCACUGGGGAUGUAUUUACUCACGGUUGAUAUCAUGGCCAGUAUCAAAGACAAUGUUGUCUCCACAGCGCUCCUAAACAUUGAAAUACUGACAGGAUUUUCUGUAGACAGGGAAGACCUGCAAAAGUUGGCUGCUAACAAGACCUGGGAUAUUGAAGAGCUGUCACCGUCACAGAGCAACAUUCUUAUUUACAUGAAUGAGGUGUCCUCUGUGAGGCCAGAGAGGUUUGCGUUGCGUAUGCACCAAGUGGCUGACGUGGGUUUGCUGCAGCCCGCAGCAGUAUCCCUGAGAGAACACACUUUACAGGAUGCGGUCUGUUUGAAGUUCUACCACCCCCAAAAGAUAGAUGGCACCCUUGGCCUGAUCUGUCACCAGCAUGUCUGCAAAUGUGCCGCAGAGAGCUGCGCUGUGCAGAGGACAGAGGUGCCUGAAGGAGUGACUCGAAAUAACAUCUCUUGUAUACAGUUCAGAGACUAUGUUUACAAGGUGACUGUGGGGGACAGGCAGCUAUCGAGCAUUGUGGACAUCUACUACAUGAGUGUGACACAGGUGGUCAAACAAGGGACUGACAGUGUCAUGGAGGGAGACCGGCGUCAGUUCCUGUCCUCGCCACACUGCAGGGAGGGUUUGGGUCUGGUGGCGGGCAAAUCGUAUCUGAUCAUCGGCUCACCAACAGACCUCAUGAAGACACAAGACGGUUUCCAUUAUGUGUUGAGCAAGCAGACCUGGGUGGAGUAUUGGCCCACAGACAGCGAAGGUCAGACUGAGGAGUUCAAGUCCUCAUACUCAGCAAUUCAAGACUUCGCUGGGGAACUCUCAUUGAGCGGAUGCCAGCGCUGAUACGUCAACUUGUAAAUCAUCAUGACAAGAUUUCAUCACAGGAAUGUUUGAAAUGAGAGAUUGAUAUUGAAUUAAAAAUUUAGACAUACCGGUAUAUAUUUCUGAAAAUGAUAAGGUACUGUAGCCUAUGCAAACUUGGCAAUUCAAGACUUUGCUGAGGAGCUCACAUUGAGAGCACAUCAUGAAGAUCACAUGAAUAUUUGAAAAGGGGAAUUGGAAUGAACCAAAAAAACUAAUGUCUGAACCGGUUUACAUACUCCAUUCAAGCAUUCAAGACUUCACUGACAGCUCUGAAAUGUGAACUUGUUAAUCAGCAUGACAAUACUGUAUAUCAUCACAGAAAUGUGAUGUGAGGUGUUGUGCUUUUCAGUUUGUAGCCUGCAUGGUGGAUGGAGUUCAACAACCCAACAGUAAUUCAACAGCCCAGUCAAAAGGAACUUGCACACCACUGAGGCCAAUGCAAAAUGAAAGAAAUUGAAUGCAUUAAAAAAUAAAUUAAG
Molecule: messenger RNA, 1940 nt
Organism: Engraulis encrasicolus (European anchovy)
Lineage: Eukaryota; Metazoa; Chordata; Actinopteri; Clupeiformes; Engraulidae
Product: complement C3-like
Exons: 14
Coding region: 1-1440 (479 amino acids)
Cellular component (GO): extracellular region
Molecular function (GO): protein binding
Source: RefSeq, a predicted model, not a curated record